GUUGAGAGUCACAUUGAUAACUUUCACACCCAAAAUCAAGGUCGUCAUAUAUACAAACAACAGUAACAAAAUUUGUAAACCCUGAAAAGGAGCAAAAGGGUUUUACUUAAACAAAAAAUUCAAUCAUAUUUUGGGGUUGCCGAGAAAAUGGCGUUUUGUCUGAGGAAAUCACUUUCGGCAGCUUUAAGGUUAAGAUACAACAACACACCGGCACUAAAAAAUGCUUCAAGUCUGUUGUUUUAUUCUACUAGUACUACUAAAAAAACAAACAAAAACAAAAAAGAAGAGGCAAUUAAUGCCUAUGAAACACCUUCAGACGACGACGUUUUGUCUUUGGGGAUUGGCCGUCCGGUAUCAGAGAUCUUGAAAGAACUUAACAAGAAAGUGCCGGAUGAAUUAAUCAGAGCUCGUACAGAACCUAAUGGCUUCUCUGUUAAAUACAUCCCAUGGCAUAUAGUGAACAGGAUUAUGAAUUUACAUGCUCCAGAAUGGUCUGGGGAAGUCCGAAAUGUUGUCUAUUCGGCCGAUGGGAAAUCCGUCACAGUUACUUAUCGGGUAACAAUUUAUGGGACUGAUGCAGAGAUAUUUAGGGAGUCUACUGGAACUUCAUCAGUUGAUGAUGUAGACUAUGGUGAUCCGGUGCAGAAGGCAGAAGCCAUGGCUUUUCGCCGAGCUUGUGCCCGUUUUGGUCUUGGACUUCAUCUUUAUCACGCAGAAUUGUAGGUAUUUGAUAGUAGGUCUUGGUCUCAGGCCUCGUCAAAACUUGGUACUUGAUAGUAACUUGUAGGUAACUUCCUGCCGUAGCAGCAGCGUAUGCUUUAACCACAAUUUUUGGUACUUAUUAUCUGGGUUUAAAGCUAUAACUAUGGUUCCAGACUUUUUGAGACUUCUUUGUUACCUUUGCAUCAUUUCAAGGUGACCAUGGAUCACAAUAUGUACCUAAAUUUAUCUACGCCAACUCUUAUGAA
This is a messenger RNA of Erigeron canadensis, 968 nucleotides long. Its product is annotated as DNA repair RAD52-like protein 1, mitochondrial. The coding region runs from base 148 to 723 and encodes 191 amino acids. The transcript has 4 exons. Gene Ontology annotation, biological process: double-strand break repair via homologous recombination. The record is from RefSeq and is a predicted model, not a curated record. Lineage: Eukaryota; Viridiplantae; Streptophyta; Magnoliopsida; Asterales; Asteraceae. Gene Ontology annotation, molecular function: DNA binding.